Messenger RNA from Besnoitia besnoiti, 3123 nucleotides. RefSeq names its product LETM1 family protein. Gene Ontology annotation, molecular function: ribosome binding. Gene Ontology annotation, cellular component: mitochondrial inner membrane. NCBI's taxonomy places the organism in Eukaryota, Apicomplexa, Conoidasida, Eucoccidiorida, Sarcocystidae. The transcript has 14 exons. Gene Ontology annotation, biological process: intracellular monoatomic cation homeostasis. The coding region runs from base 1 to 3123 and encodes 1040 amino acids. The record is from RefSeq and is a predicted model, not a curated record.
AUGGCGGGCAGCCGGUGCAUUCUGCGGCUGCGCGCCGGCGCAUUUGCUUCUCUCGCUCGCCGCUCAGCUUGUCCCCAGUCCCGCGUGACUCCCUCCGCGCCGCCCACGCCUUUGGCGUUCUCCCGUGGCUCUCCGGCUUUCUCCGCUUCUGCGUCAGCUGCGCUGUUUUCCCCGUCCCUUUCCCUCCAGAGAGGCUGUCUGUCUCCUCGCGCACUCUCUGCGAUUUCCUCUUCACUUUCGUCUUCCGCGUCGAGCGCAGUCCGUCUUCUCCCGUCUUUUUCGUUCCCUUCCGCGCACGCGCUUUGCUCAUCGGCCUGCGGACUCCAGGCGCUGCUCGCGCCUUCCGCCCUCUCACCGCUCGCUCAGAGCCGCGGAGCAGACAGCAGCUGCGCCCCUCUUCUGCUCUCGCGGAGACUCUUCUCAGCGGCCUCGAAGCCGGCAGACGGCGGGGGAGACGUGAAGAAGCCGACCGGGACGGCGUCACCGCAGGAGGGCUCGCCGCGCGCGACGGCCUCAUCGUCCGCCGCUCCUUCCUCGUCUUCUUCCUCUGCGUGGAGCCGCCCGCCCCAGGCUUCUUCUGCCUUUCGCGCGGGCGCCAUCCCCUCGGGGUUCUUCGCGCGCUGGUGUUCUGCGGGCGCAGUCCUUCGCCUCCUGGGCAAGGCAUCCUCCUACGUCUUCUCUGCGCUCGUCAGGUUCACGAAAGCAUUCGCCAAGUAUUUGAAGCUUUUCAUCACGAAUCCGAUGAUUGUCAAAAAAUGGUAUAAAAAGGGAAAAGAAGGGGCGAUUCACACGUGGCGCUGGACUGUGACGGGCUUCAGUUUGUUCUACGCGAACGUGCGCGUCUCCUACCAACUCCUGAAGAAGAAGAUCCUGGGGCAUCCGCUUCGCUACAACGAACACAAGCUUCUUGUGCGGACGAUGGCGGACGCGAUGAAGCUGAUUCCGUUUUCGCUGAUGAUCAUCAUUCCGCUGGGCGAACUGCUGCUUCCAGUCGUCCUCCGGCUCUUCCCCAACAUGCUCCCCAGCACAUUCUUCGAAAAGCAAGUUGACAACGCGUAUCUGAGUCGCAAGCUGAAGGCGAAGCAGGAACUCGCAGCCUUUUUCCAGGAGCUCGUGCGAGAGCAUACCAAGAACAUCAUUGAGCAGGAGUCGAACGACGCGUUGAAGGACAAGGCGAAGGCGCUGAAGGAGUUCCAAGAAAAGCUGCUGCAAAAGGACCAACGCGACGUCGACCCGUUCCUCUCUGUCUCGGAGAUCCUCUCCUUCGCGCGCCUCUUUAAAGAAGAGUUCGUUCUCGAAAAAUUGGAUCUCCAGACCUUGCAGGUCAUGUGCAGACUGCUCGGGCUGCAGCCGUAUGGUAUGCGUAGCCACGUCGUGUUGCAGCUCAGAUAUCACCUCAAUCACAUCCACAGAGAAGACCGCGAGUUCAUGUGGGAGGGCGUCGACACGUUGUCGCACGACGAACUCGUGGAAGCCUGCAAAGACCGGGCAAUGAAGUUUCAUAAUAUCUCCGACGACGACAUGCGAGAGGAGAUGCGGCAGUGGCUCGCGAUUUCUUCUCACAAGGACAUUCCGCCGUUGCUGCUCCUUUGGUGCCGCUGCAUCAGUCUGACGCACUCUCACAUCUCGCCUCCAGUCCCCCUAGCGCCCGCGCCUGCCGCGACCGCUCCGGCUGCCGAGCCCGUCGCGCCGGCGCCCGUCGAAGCCGCGCGCGACGCCGUGCAGGAGACUGCCGAGGCGAGGCGGACCCGGGAGGCGGAGGCAGCAGCCGCGCAGGGCGGCGGCGCACCGGCGGACGCGCCUCCGCAGGCUGAAGAAGCUGCGACGACUGAGGCCUCCAAGGAGGCGCAGGCUGCGAAACUCGACGAGGAAGAUGCCGAAGAAGAAGAGAAAAACAAACGGAAAUCGGCGACCUUGGAGGCGAUGGAGCGGCAGGUGCAGCUGCUGCGCGCGGAGGAGGAGAUGCUGCGCGAGUCGGUCCGCCUCCUGCAGGAGGAAGAAGCGCAGCGCCAGCGGCAAGCUGAGCAGGAGCGGGAGGCGAAGGCGGCGGCUCCGUCGCCCGCGGCCGAAGAGGCUGCGCCGACGCCUGCCUCCUCGCCGCUGUCGGCCGUCGACUUGCUGCUGCGUGACGACUUGGGAGGGGGCGGCGGCGCGCAGCCGGAGGCGCCACCCGGCGAGCCGACGCGCGCGGACGCGGAGGAGAAGGCGCGCCUCGCGGAGGAGCGCAGCGAGCGCACUGAGGCGCGGGGCGCCCGAAGCGCUGCACGAGUGGAGCCGCCGCAGGUCGAGGGCAGCUGCGACGCAAGCGCAGACUCCGCAGGCGGCAGAGAAGCCGCGCCGACGCUCGACGCCCCGCCCGCCGCCUCCACGGCCUCGUCGCUGUCCGAAGAUGGCGCCUGUGGGAUGAGUGAAUCUGAGGCUCUGGCGCUUCGCACGCGGCGCAUGGAGAUGGAGCUUCGCCUCCUUCGUCGGCUGGCUGAUGUGCAGCACCAGCAGCAAGAGGAAGCGUUUGGCGCGUUGAGCCGCGUGCUGGAGGUCGCGCAGGCCUACAGGCUGCACCAGGAGGUGCUUGAGCGUACUGCGCUGCAGGAGAAGGAGGUGUUGGAGAAGCUGAAGCAUGCGGAGCAAGAGCCUCCGCCUCCGCCGGAUGCCAAACCCGAAGAGCAGCUGAAAGCGCAUGAGGAGGCGGAAAAACGCCAUCAGGAGCAACGCCGUCAGAUGAGCGACCCAGAGGCGUCCUCGACGCAGGCGCGCGCAGAAUUUAUUCAAGCGAUCGCCUCGCUCGAGGCUAAAGUGCAGGCAGUGAUCGACACUUUCGCCAGCGCGGUACAGGAGGUCGACGAUCUGAUGCGCGACGCCAAGAGCCUACAACAUGACGAAGGAGAUCCCACGUUCUUUCCUGAGGACUCUGAGGCAAAGACCAUACUUGGUCAGUCUCUCGUCGCCGCGCCCUUCGCCUCGCUGCACGUCGCGGCGACUCCGGCGGAAACACCUGCCGCCACGUCCUCUUCUUCCUGCGCGCCCUCUUCUUCCUGCGAGUCAUCUUCUUCGCCUUCCCCUGAUUCGCGCGAAGAAGCGCAGGCAGUCACGAGCAAGGCGUGUGAGGAGUUGAAGGGCAACUAG